GCAGAGAGUGGUAUCGCCCGACCACUCGAUACGGCAGCAGGCCAGCACAGGCAGAAGAUACUCAACAACUAAUAAACACUAGUUAGCCGUAUUAUAAAGUAUAAGAAAUCCAGCCGGGUUUAUAAUCUAAAGCGAACUUGUAUGCUUGCGAUUAGGGCAACCGCGUGACCACGAUGUCAACCCCGGCCAGACGACGACUCAUGAGAGAUUUUAAACGGCUGCAAGAAGACCCCCCAGCUGGGGUGAGUGGAGCUCCGUCCGAGAAUAAUAUUAUGGUCUGGAAUGCUGUCAUAUUUGGACCAGAGGGAACACCCUUUGAAGAUGGAACCUUUAAACUCACUAUCGAGUUCACAGAAGAGUAUCCAAAUAAACCCCCAACAGUGCGUUUUGUCUCCAAAAUGUUUCAUCCAAAUGUUUAUGCCGAUGGCAGCAUAUGUUUAGACAUUCUACAGAAUCGCUGGAGUCCAACUUAUGAUGUUUCUUCAAUAUUAACUUCAAUACAGUCUUUACUGGAUGAGCCCAAUCCGAACAGCCCGGCCAACAGCCAGGCCGCCCAGCUGUACCAGGAGAACAAGCGGGAGUACGAGAAGAGGGUGUCGGCUAUUGUCGAGCAGAGUUGGCGUGAUUGUUGACACGUGUGUUUGUUUGCAAAGUAUAAAAAAAAAAUGUCCGCCACAAGAGUAAAGACUACACAGAUCAUGUGAUGAAAAACGAUCAUACACACAAUCUGACAGUUUUCUAAUGUGUCUGUCCCAUAGUUGUAUAAUGUCGUGUUGUGGCAUCGCCUUCUGCAGAUGCUGUUGUUGGGCGGUAGCAUGUUAAAGUAAAUGUACCUGGUUAGAUCUGGGUAACUUCUUCGAUGCACCAAAUUUUCCCUUCACCUCCAAACAAAACAUUUUUCUGAGUCACCCACCAAGGUUGGGCCACCAUGAUUGACACUUGUACUUAAGUGUGGAUUGCAGUUGCAGUGUCAAAACAUACAUUUAUAUUUGUAUUUUUAGAGGAUGUUACCAUGUGUUCAAUAUUAUGUUUCUUUUUAGCAUUUUUGAAUACCUUUUGAAGAAAAUGUAUGAUGGGUUACUAGAAAAUGUGCGAUGGGUCUGCGUGUGACAGACGGUGUGCUGGUGCUGACAUCCAUCUCUUACAAUCAAUGCCUUUGAGAUAUGCAGGCUGGAUUUCUAGUUACUGGCUCUAGACUACAUGUUCAAGCCAUGCCUUUUACUAUAUACAUUUUCUUUACUUGACUAUCCAGACAUGUUAAGGAUUGAAUUAUGUGCCCUUUCCAGGCACUUGGGUUGAGUAUGUUAUGCUACCCCUUCACAACAAAUAAACUCAAACUGACUCGA
This is a messenger RNA of Gadus macrocephalus (Pacific cod), 1346 nucleotides long. RefSeq names its product ubiquitin-conjugating enzyme E2 A. Gene Ontology annotation, molecular function: ubiquitin conjugating enzyme activity. Lineage: Eukaryota; Metazoa; Chordata; Actinopteri; Gadiformes; Gadidae. Gene Ontology annotation, cellular component: HULC complex. The coding region runs from base 174 to 632 and encodes 152 amino acids. The record is from RefSeq and is a predicted model, not a curated record. The transcript has 6 exons. Gene Ontology annotation, biological process: proteasome-mediated ubiquitin-dependent protein catabolic process; DNA repair; protein polyubiquitination.